CGAGGAUGGCAGCAACCAGGGCCCUGCCUGCUGGCUUUGGGGAACUCGAGGUGCUGGCUGUGGGGACAGUGCUGUUGAUAGAAGCGCUCUCUGGCCUCAGCCUCAAUGGCCUGACCAUCUUCUCUUUCUGCAAGACUCCAGAUCUACGGACUCCCAACAACCUGCUGGUACUGAGCCUGGCCCUGGCAGACAGUGGGAUCAGCCUGAAUGCCCUUGUUGCAGCUGUAUCCAGCCUCCUCCGGCGCUGGCCAUAUGGUUCAGAAGGCUGCCAGGCUCAUGGUUUCCAGGGUUUUGCAAUGGCUCUCGCAAGCAUCAGUGGUAGUGCAGCCAUCGCCUGGGGUCGCUACCACCACUACUGCACCCGUAGACAGUUGGCAUGGAACACAGCCAUCCCUCUGGUGCUGUUUGUGUGGCUAUCAUCUGCCUUUUGGGCAUCCCUGCCCCUGAUGGGCUGGGGCCACUAUGACUACGAGCCUUUGGGGACAUGUUGUACAUUGGACUAUUCUAGAGGUGACAGAAACGAAAUCAGUUUCCUCUUCACCAUGGCCUUUUUCAACUUCCUGGUACCCCUUUUCAUCACGCUCACUUCGUACCGGCUCAUGGAAAACAAACUCUCCAGGAGUGGUCAUCUUCCGGUGAACACCACUCUGCCAGGCAGGAUGCUGCUGCUGGGCUGGGGCCCCUAUGCCCUCCUGUACCUAUAUGCAACCGUCGCAGAUGUGGGCUUUAUCUCUCCCAAGCUACAGAUGGUGCCUGCCCUCAUUGCCAAAACCAUGCCCACAGUCAAUGCCAUCAACUACGCCUUGCCCAGUGAGAUGAUCUACAGAGGAGUCUGGCAGUGCCUGGCUCCACAGAAGAGCAAGCAGAACUGAACCCAGCAAGAUUCUUCAAGGCGCUGCUCACAGUCAAGCCUACCUCUGCAAGCUUGGGCUGAGUCCCUGGCAGGAAGAUGCCCUAGCACACUUCCCAGCAGCCCCAGAGACAUGCUGCCAUGUCUAUGUCAUGCUUAUCCAGCAGCCUUGAGAAUCCUGUUGAGUCCAGAAUUAGGCUGGAUCCAAGAAUUCAGAUACUAGGUUCAUGGAAAGAGUACUAGUCUCUGCCCUUUCUUUACAGAUGGACAAAGAGGCCCUGGAAACAUAACUCUCUCUGAACUUAGUUAUCUGAAGCCCAGAGCAAAGACAUCAUUAUGAACUAACAAAGAUGCCGUAUGGUUGAACAAGCUAACAUACUCGCCAAGCACAUAAAAUGUUUACUGAAACAGAGCUACUGAAAUAA
Molecule: messenger RNA, 1275 nt
Organism: Microtus ochrogaster (prairie vole)
Lineage: Eukaryota; Metazoa; Chordata; Mammalia; Rodentia; Cricetidae
Gene: Rgr
Product: retinal G protein coupled receptor
Biological process (GO): phototransduction; G protein-coupled receptor signaling pathway; visual perception
Cellular component (GO): membrane
Molecular function (GO): G protein-coupled receptor activity
Source: RefSeq, a predicted model, not a curated record